AUGGCCAAACCGUCAGAACAACUGUCAACAAGUGGACGACAAACCGGUCAAGGAAGUAGUGCAGCCGCCAUAAGACAACAACGAGAAGAGUUAAGAAGACAAAGAGAAUUGCGUCAGAGAGAACAGCUACUAGAGAGAGAUAGAGAUUUGUUAAGGGAACAAGAGCAACAGUUACGAAGAGAGCGAGAAACAUCCCCAAUUGCAUCGUCAUCAUCAUCAACCGCAGGACCAACAUCAUCAUCAUCCAGAAAUAUGAGUAGGAUAUCACAAGUGGGCAUCUUUCGAAAUCAGCCAGGUGAUGUAGUUGAAACAGUUCGAUCCACGUCAGUAUCUGCGUCACAACAGCAACAACAAAGAAGACGAGAAGCUGCUACAAGCAUGAGUGUGAGGACAGCUCCGCGGGUAAAGAAGAGGUACCGUCCUGGAGCUAAAGUACUAAAAGAGAUCAGGGAGUACCAACGAUCAACGAGUUUGUUACUUCGAAAGUUACCAUUUGCACGAUUGGUAAGGGAAAUUAGUCUUGAAUUUGUGGGACCUGACUAUGGGUUGAGAUGGCAAAGUAAUGCAAUUUUGGCGUUGCAGGAGGCACUGGAAUCGUUUUUAGUUCAUUUAUUGGAAGAUACGAACUUGUGUGCAAUCCAUGCUAAGAGGGUCACCAUAAUGCAAAAAGACAUACAGUUGGCAAGAAGAAUUAGGGGCCAGUCCUGGAUUCUAUAG
This is a messenger RNA of Candida tropicalis MYA-3404, 717 nucleotides long. RefSeq names its product centromeric DNA-binding histone H3-like protein (gene CSE4). The transcript has a single exon. The coding region runs from base 1 to 717 and encodes 238 amino acids. Gene Ontology annotation, cellular component: nucleosome. Lineage: Eukaryota; Fungi; Ascomycota; Pichiomycetes; Serinales; Debaryomycetaceae. Gene Ontology annotation, molecular function: structural constituent of chromatin; DNA binding; protein heterodimerization activity. The record is from RefSeq and is a predicted model, not a curated record.